Molecule: messenger RNA, 836 nt
Organism: Neurospora crassa OR74A
Lineage: Eukaryota; Fungi; Ascomycota; Sordariomycetes; Sordariales; Sordariaceae
Exons: 2
Coding region: 63-836 (257 amino acids)
Source: RefSeq, a predicted model, not a curated record
UCCAUGCCCAUAACUCUAUUUCCUUCCAACUUUCGUUCCUCUCAGUCGUGCUGCUCUGGGCGAUGCAGGUUGGAGCACAAACCACUUUCCCGACGACGGUCGAGGUGGACUUGAUCUUCCCACGCAACGACACGUAUGCGCCGUCGACACUCUUCCCUGUCGUCUUCGCUUUCCAGAACGCGGCGCUGGCUCCAUCACUCGACCCCUCCCUUAGCUUCCUGCUCUGGGAUAACACCUUUGAUCACGCGAAAGAUUAUAAAGUGAACCUGAAGUCGACCAACUUUACCACCGAGCCCACCUUUGUGUACAUGUUUAUCUCGACACUCAACACAACAGCUGAUGGGGCGCCGGCGUCCUACUCGGUGUCGUGGGAGCUUGGCCAGCACAACUGCUCCCACCACGGGAUCCUGCCUUUCCAGAACAUCGGCGGUGGCUUCCGUGGUACCGGUGUGACAUUUACCAUUGCAAACGGCGCUCCGGAGCCCGACCUCGUGGAGGCAACGACAAACAGCACCUUAUGCACCGACGCCAGCUAUUUCGCCUUCAAUCUCACGGGCAUUCUAGACGGGUCUUCGGGGCAGUACGACGGCCGCAACACGUGCGCCGUGCUCUCGGACGUGCAGCCCCUGGUGGACGGCGACCCGUGUGCAGUCCACGUGGACUCGGCCGCAGCGAGCAGCAUCUCGGCCGCUCUCACAGCCACGGCAUGCACGUACGACAAUCCCGUGGUGAGCUGUCCCAGCAAGCAGAACGCGGCGGCGGCGGAUACGAAGACUGGGUUCCCAGCCAUGCUAAGCGGCUUCGUCGCGGCAUUGGUUGCCAUGCAGCUUUUGUAG